AUGUCGUCUGCGUCCGCAGUGGAACAAGAUGUGGGGCUUGCCAAACGCCUUGCCGCCUCCUUCAGCAGCUCCGUUGAAGAGAGUACAUUGCCGAUGGGCGAGUUGCGGCGCCGCUCCGUUGUUGUCUGCAACCCACUGUGGCGUCACAACGGAGCCUGCAGUGUGAAAAUAAGAUUUGAGCGCCCCUAUGUUAACGGUGGAAGCAGGAGCAGUGGCAGUAGCAGUAGCAGUAGCAAGCAAAACGUCAACGAAGGCCAACACGUUGUGUUGUGUGUCGACUGGGAGGUUGUCUUUGGUCUAUCAUACCCAGCAGAAACGUGCGCAUGGCACCUGAUGGACGACAGGGGCUCGUACUCCUACGCUGAUGUCGCAUGUCGGCGCGCCAAACUGCGGCCAUUCGUUUUGGAGGGUGUGCUGUCACGCAUUGAGGAACUACAGAAGUCCUUUGGUGCCACCUGUGAGGGAAGUGUCGGCACGGAUUCCGGAUACUACGCAUUUUCCAGCCGUGACCCCGCACGCGUGUCAACACGUGCGAUGUCAGAUGCCCCAAACCCCUUGGCGGAGGCUUCACUCAACUUGAAGAAGCAGUGCGGCAGCAGCGGUGGUGGCGGCAACAGCAGCAGUAACAGCACUGCAUCACCGUUUCUGUCAGAGUUUGCCUUCCUCUGUAGCUGGUGGGCGGCGCUGGAGCUGGAUGACGGCUGCAUCAUACCGCCACUCGGAGCUGUGAUGCGAGAUCAUGCCUCUAUGAGCAGCAUGACAGCGCUGGAUGAUGACAACAGCGGCAGCUUCCCACGGCAAGGCCGUGGAACGCAUUUCUUGGAUGAUGUUAAUGGCACAAGAGUGCAGAGGCCAAGGCGUGAUUUUGCUGCGAUUUUUAUGCCGCACGGCGGUGUUCUGGCGUGGGGGCUCUGGUGGUCUGCAGAAGACAACCGAAGUGAUGCGGAAAUGAGUGCUGAGGUGACAGCCGGGUCUGCGCGGAUGCCGUCGUUUAGCACAAUACGAUCUGGUGUGUCGUCGUACCGCACCGGUGGUGCUGUGAACCGAAGUCAUACGGGUUCCACGGAAUCUGCUGAGCCCCAGGGCACCUACAGCCAACAGCAGCAGCGACCCCGCCAGAAGUGUCAAGCACUUCGCAUGACGACUGCCCGCGGCGGCGGUGUUCCUGGGACAGUACUGCCCUCCGUACUGGUGGCGGCAAACAUCCUGCACACAGAGGUCUACCAGCUCAGCGACGUCUGCCUCUGCGAUGACGACCCCUGUGAGGCUCUGCGCAAAAACGCUCGUAUUUGUCGGGAAGGAAAGGCGCUUCGUGGGGUCUCUACGGCGCUUCGUGUGUUGCGCCACAUUGUGAAGGGCGCGUCACCGCACGCGACGUCACUCUACGCGCUGCAGCUCGCGGCACCCGCCUUGCAUGAAGUCGUGAAGGCGAUGCAAGCGCAGCGGCAGCCGUUUUGGGCGGGAGUUGCCAUUUGCUGCCUCAUGCUGCCUGCCAUACUGAGCGACCGGCCGCUUCUGCUCGACCUCGCCCCGCAUCUCAUUGAUCCGGUGGAGUGCUACCGCUGCGUGACGCUGGUCGCAACAGUGUUCUCCGUUGUAGGCGCUGCCAUCAAAUUUCGUGAGGCGGAAGUUGCGAAGAAGGCCAUUGAAAAUGCGUACCGUGCUUCAAAACUUCCCACGCCUGUUGCUUGUGGGGGUGGGAGUCGGAGUGGGGGUGGCAGUACUACUACUGUUGAUGGUAGCGACGGUUGCAAUAGCAAAAAUAAGAACAACAAUGGAGGCGCUGCCGCACCAGAAGGUCACCCACCGAUCACUGAGUGUGCUGUUUGUGGGCUCCUAUUGCUGCGCAACACAACGCGGCCCGUCACUACUGCCUUUAGUUGUGGUACUGCAGAUAUUGACGAUAGUGUAGGUGGUUGUAGGGUGUCGUUGCGCUUCGCCUCUGAGGACGGGUGCCUAACUGUUCAGUGUGCCCGCUGUGGGCAUGGCGGUCACCUCGCCCACAUCAUUGCAUGGUGGGACGAUGAGAGUGUGCGCUGCUGUCCCAAGGGGUGUAACUGUCUUUGUAUCUACUGA
This is a messenger RNA of Trypanosoma grayi, 2076 nucleotides long. RefSeq lists its product as hypothetical. Bases 1 to 2076 code for a protein of 691 amino acids. Lineage: Eukaryota; Euglenozoa; Kinetoplastea; Trypanosomatida; Trypanosomatidae. The transcript has a single exon. The record is from RefSeq and is a predicted model, not a curated record.